This is a messenger RNA of Nymphalis io (European peacock), 2741 nucleotides long. RefSeq names its product probable sodium/potassium/calcium exchanger CG1090. The transcript has 16 exons. Lineage: Eukaryota; Metazoa; Arthropoda; Insecta; Lepidoptera; Nymphalidae. The record is from RefSeq and is a predicted model, not a curated record. Gene Ontology annotation, molecular function: calcium channel activity; calcium, potassium:sodium antiporter activity. Gene Ontology annotation, cellular component: membrane. The coding region runs from base 343 to 2376 and encodes 677 amino acids. Gene Ontology annotation, biological process: calcium ion transmembrane transport; intracellular calcium ion homeostasis.
CACAGUCGUGUUUGGGGUGUAUUUAAUGUCGAAGCUAUUUCAGUGAUACCCGUCAAUUGUGUACAAAAGUAUUUCAUAGUCAAUUCUUGCCUUCCAUUUAGAUUCUAGUAUCCAAUUGGCUCACUCAUCUUAAGUAACAUCUAUAUAUUUGAUUUUGUAUGUAAUACAUAAAGAGGCUUUACAAUAUCGAAAUGUGCAAGAUCUUAUGAAAGCCGGUAGCGUCAGAGGCGCCAAAUCUUUUCCCGUGGCGUGUGUAAGUUACGUAACUGUUCCGGGCAAAAUCGAUAAUCGAGGCGUAUAAAUAGCGAACUAAAGUUGAAAACAGCUGGCCGUCCGCCAGCCAUGCAGCCUUCGAGAAUGCGAAAACCUCGCCGACACCGAUGGUUGACGGUGUCGGUGUUCUUCAUCGCGUACUCCGUAUUCCAAGCUGUGUUGAGCAACGCAUCCGAACCGGUCGACCAGAUGGACAAAUCACCAGAACCUGGCAAAGUGUCACCAGCUCCUGAGAUGGCGACAGCGACAAAAGUUGAAGGUCCUAAAGUGUCAGACGUGACACCAAUGACGUCGAAUAAAGAAGAAAAUACAAAAGUAGAUGGUAAGAAAGCUAUGAAGGGUCUAGAUGUCGAAGUAGAUGAGGGUGAAAAGAAGAAACAGAAGGACGCAGGUUAUGAGGAUGAUAAAACUACGAUAGAGAUUCGCGACGAAGAAGAAAAAGAAGAAGAAAUCGAUGCUAUACCGACCGUCCAUCCUCUCCGGAACUGCACACCACCAGCUAUCGAACAGUUUCCGCGGCCACUUAUGGGUCAGACUGCACGCCGACACGGCGGUCUCAUCCUCCACAUCUUAGUCGCGGUUUUCACAUUCAUCGGCUUGGCAAUAGUCUGCGAUGAAUAUUUUGUCUCAAGUUUGGACAGGAUCUGUGAAGAAUUGAAACUCACUCCGGACGUUGCUGGUGCGACGUUCAUGGCUGCGGGCAGUUCUGCCCCUGAACUUGCUACUGUGGUCAUCGGUGUCUUCUGUGCACAAGAUGAUAUCGGCGUGUCCGGCGUUAUCGGGUCGGCGGUGUUCAACAUAAUGUUCGUGAUCUCGGUGUGCGCGCUGUGCGCCGGCACCGUGUCCCAUCUCAACUGGUGGCCGCUCUGCCGCGACUGCUUCUUUUACGCCGUCUCCAUUCUCGUCAUGCUCUGCACCAUCGCCAAUGGUUACGUGUCCUGGCCUGAAGCGUUGUUCAUGCUGAUAAUGUAUGGCGUAUACUGCGUAGCGCUGAGGUUCAACAACGCCUUAGAGAGAUGGGCCUUGACCCUCCCGUUGCCGUUCAAGCUGCCUUCGAGGGAAGAACAAGCGGCGCUCGUUACUUACAAAAGUGCAGGUGGUCAGCCACCGAGCGCGCCUGCAGCGGAAGGCCAGUACACGCAAAUGGAGGGACAGGACAACGACACAACGAAGGAGCCCGCUGCGUACAACCCUGAUGGGGCGUAUGACAACGCAGCGUACAAUGCGGAUCCUACUGCCGUCUGGGACCCGAGCCACGCCUGGGAUCCGGACCGAGCUUGGAACGAAACCGCACUGCAACAACCCGCAACCGCCGCGACAGGCUGGGGCGACUCCGCGUCGCCAGCGCAGCCCGGCCCGGCCGCGCCCGCUCCGGCCGCAACCGGACCGGCGACGCCCGGAUCACAGCCCGCGCCACAGGCACCAGCGCAACAGGCUUACUACAAAGCCAAGGAAUACAAUCCUGAAACAGCCAUCGAUCCUCUUGUUAAGCCUAUCGGAGCCAAUGUGGUGCAGCUGGCGUGCUGGUACGUGGCCUACCCCGUCCAUUGGUCAUGUCGCCACACGAUGCCCGACUGCCGUGGUCGGUGGUAUCCCAUCACGUUCAUCAUCUCUAUGCUCUGGAUCUCUUUCUACUCCUACUUUAUGGUGUGGAUGAUAACUAUUAUUGGUUACACACUUGGCAUUCCCGAUACGGUGAUGGGUCUGACAUUCGUGGCUGCAGGUGUCUCCGUUCCAGAUGCACUCUCCUCCCUCGCAGUCAUCAAGGAAGGUUACGGUGAUAUGGCAGUUUCAAACGCAGUCGGCUCCAACGUUUUCGAUAUUCUAGUCUGCCUGGGCUUGCCCUGGUUCAUUCAGACCGCUAUCAUUCAGCCCGGCAGUCAUGUUAACGUCAUUAGCAAAGGUUUAAUCUACUCAACGCUGUCUCUGUUCUCGACGGUUAUAUUCCUCGUGGUAGCGACACACGCCAACGGCUGGAAACUCGACCGCAAGUUCGGCGCCGUACUGAUGGUGUGGUAUCUUCUGUUCAUAACCCUCGCGAGCCUCUACGAGCUCAACGUCUUCGGUAACUACCAUCCACCAGACUGCGAGUCCAUUUAUUAAUUACUUAAAACAUUUAUAACUAAUACUUAUUCUUUGUAUGAAGAAACUUUGCUUCGAAUUUAAUGAUUUAUAUGACACGUGUUACAGUGUUACCAGCGUUAAUUUUUCUUUUAAUUAUGUUCUUAACUUAUUCUAGUCAUUGAAUUAAUUUAUAGUUUUUUUUUUAUAUAUUUAAGAAGUAAAUAAAAAACAUGUUUUACAAAAGACCCUGAUAAGCAAAGUUUCUUGUCCUUGCAAACAAGUUAUCCGUUAAAUAUAUUUACAACUGUUGACAUGUCAUUAGAUUAGAUUUCGAACUCUCUCGUUAUGUCGUAUAUUGUGUGUAUGGUGAACUUUACACUUUAAUUUAUUUAAUAUAGCUUAUU